This is a messenger RNA of Meleagris gallopavo (turkey), 3055 nucleotides long. NCBI's taxonomy places the organism in Eukaryota, Metazoa, Chordata, Aves, Galliformes, Phasianidae. The record is from RefSeq and is a predicted model, not a curated record.
CGGGGAGCGAGCGGGGUCCCUCCUUUUGUGUCCGUCCCCUCCUCCAGCCACGGUUUGAACGCCCCCUCCCCGGGGACGGACCACCCUCCGGCCUCUUGCAGGUGCGUGGGCACGGUGAUGUGGGAGCUGCACCCUUCGGCGCUCGGCCUCAACGACGGCCCCUUCGCCAUCGUGGGGCACAGCUGUGCCCUCUACCCCCGGCUGCCGGGUCGGGACAGCGACCGCGGGACACCGCAAAGCCUCAGUGCUGUGGAUACGUGCAGCUGGGAUGCGGAGGGGAGGCCCCCGGGGAGCCUCCAGCUGGGAGCUCAGGACAGGGGCCCCUCCUGCACGCCGGUACAGCGGGCGCUGCUGGCGCUCACUCCGACGCUGGAGAAGCUGCAGGAGGUGAAGGGCCGCGUGCUGGAGGCCCUGGAGCAGGGGCUGAGCCAGCGGAGCGGGGGACGUUCCACCAUGCGGAUGCUGCCCACCUUCAUCUGCUCCACACCCGAUGGCACCGAGAGCGGCGACGUGCUGGUGGCGGAGCUGUGCCAGAGCCACGUCCGCGUCCUCUGGGUUACCCUCACGGGCGACGGAAACCAGAGCCCACAGCUGAUGUACCACGUCUUUGAGAUGCCGGAGGACAUCCCGCAGGGCUCCGGGGAAGCGCUCUUUGACUUCAUCGCGCAAUGCGUGAAGAGUUUCCUGGAGGAAAUCGGCAAUCCCCAGCACCGCCUGCCCCUGGGCUUCAUCUUCCCGUUCAGCUGUAGGCAGACGGGACUGGACAAGGCAGAACUCAUCUCCUGGUCCAAGGGCUUCCGAUGCACCGACGUGGAGGGGAAGGAUGUGGUGCAGCUGCUGCAGGCGGCCAUCAGCAAGCAGGAGCUCUGCCACGUGGAUGUGGUGGCCCUGCUGAACGACACGGUGGGCACCAUGAUGACGUGCAGCACACGGGAGAAACCUUGUGAGAUCGCCUUGGUUGUGGCCCUCCUCGAUCCUGCAGAUUCGGGCACCAACUGCUGUUUCAUGGCCGAGUCACACCUCUUGGAGAUGGCAGAGGUGACCAGCGGGCGGAUGUGUAUCAACAGUGAGUGGGGCUGCCUGGGGGACGACGGCGCACUGGAUGAUAUGCUGACCCCCUAUGAUCACCGUGUGGACCAGGAGUCCUCCAACCCUGGGGAGAGGAGGUUUGAGAAGCUGGUGGGCAGCCUGUAUCUGGGGGAGAUUGUGCGGCACGCCAUACUCAUGCUGGCCUCCGAGCAAGCACUCUUCAUCGGGAAAAACAUCUCCAUCCUGGCGACCAAAGCUGUGCUGACAACCCAGCAGGUCCUGGAAAUCAUGGACAACGAGGAUGGCAUGGCCAAGGCUCAGGGCAUACUGGAGGCUCUGGGGCUGCAGCCCAGCGAGCGGGACUGCUGUCGGGUGCAGCAGCUGUGCCGGGCGGUGGUGAGCCGUGCUGCUGCGUUCAGUGCCACGGGGCUGGCGGCCGUGCUCAGCCACAUGUGCCGCAGCCGGCAGCUGGAGCGGCUGGUGGUCAACGUCGGGGUGGAUGGCGGGCUGUACCACACCAGCACCAGGUUUGGUGAGAUCCUGCGCAGCGUGGUGGGGCUGCUGGCCCCUGAGUGUGCGGCCAACCUCAUGCCCUCAGCCGAUGUCAGCGGGCUGGGGGCGGCCAUGGUGACGGCGGUGGCUCUGCGCAUGGUGGCACAGCGGAACAAGGUGGAGCGGCUGCUGGCCCCACUGCGGCUCAGCCGUGCCGACUUGCAGCGCGUGCAGGCACUGAUGAGACAGGAGAUGGAGCGCGGGUUGGACCGGGAGAGAAAUGCUGAGUCCUCCCUCCGUAUGCUGCCCACCUAUGUGUGCCACACACCUGACGGCACCGAGAGAGGAAAAUUCUUGGCGCUGGACCUGGGAGGGACCAAUUUCCGUGUGCUGGUGGUGCACGUGGCAGAGGACAAUAUCGACAUCAUCAAUGAGAUCUACGUCAUCCCCACGGCCAUCAUGCAGGGCACCGGCGAGGCGCUCUUCAACCACAUCAUGGAGUGCAUCAUGGACUUCCAGAUGAAGCAGGGGCUGAUGGGUGAGGUCCUGCCACUUGGCUUCACCUUCUCCUUCCCCUGCCAGCAGCUGGGCCUGGACAAAGCUGUGCUGCUGAACUGGACCAAAGGCUUCAGUGCCUCUGGCUGUGUAGGGCAGGAUGUGGUUCAGAUGCUGCGGGAAGCUGCACAGCGCAAACAGCACAUGGCGCUGAAGGUGGUGGCUGUGGUGAAUGACACUGUGGGGACCAUGAUGGCCUGUGGCUACCAUGACCCCAAAUGUGAAAUUGGCCUCAUUGUCGGGACAGGGACCAACACCUGCUACAUGGAAGAGAGGGCAAAGGUGGGCACCAUGGAUGGGGAUGAGGGUCGCAUGUGCAUCAACAUGGAGUGGGGCGCUUUCGGGGACAACGGCUGCCUGGAUGACUUCUUCACCAGCUUCGACCGACUGGUGGAUGAGAAAAGCAUCAAUGCGGGCAAGCAGAAGUUUGAGAAGCUCAUCAGCGGCAUGUACCUGGGUGAGAUCGUGCGGCAGAUCCUGCUGGCGCUGGUGGAGGAGCAGGUCCUGUUCUGCGGCAAGUCGUCCCACAAGCUGCAGAACAAGGACAUCUUCCAGACCAAGUUCCUUUCCACCAUUGAGACCCCCGGGUUGGCCCUAGUGCAGGUGCAGGGCAUCCUGAGCAACCUGGAGCUGGACGCCAGCUACGAGGACAGUGCGCUGGUGCGGGAGGUGUGCCAGACCGUGUCUCUGCGCGCCGCGCACCUCUGUGCCGCGGGGAUGGCCGCCGUGGUGGAGAAGAUGAGGGAAAGCCGCGGCCUGGAGCAGCUCACCGUCACCGUGGGGGUGGAUGGCACUUUGUACAAGAUGCACCCACACUUCUCCCAGAACCUCCAGCAGAUGCUGCAGGAACUCGCGCCCCGCUGCAAUGUCACCUUCCUGCAGUCGGAAGAUGGCUCGGGGAAAGGGGCCGCACUGGUGGCGGCGGUGGCAUGUCGUGGGGAUGACCCCUCCUCCCCACAAUAAAAGGCUUUGCUCUGCA